AUGUGUGCUGUCUACACUAUUGCGGCAGGCAUCCACAUUGUCACUGCCGGCAUGUGCCUUGGAUUCGACCUCAUAGACCAAAUGCAGCAGGCAUCGCCGAUAAUGAGCAUGCAUGCAUGUUCCUUUAUAGUCUUGAGAGGUGCUGACCUAGACCUGGUUUUGCUCAAUGGACGGAAUGGGCUGCCAUUUCUGCUUCCGAUACCUCUGUUGCUGCCCUUAUUGCUCUACCUCACGAGCUCACACCAUGAUCAUCUUGGCAGCGGGAGCAUCUAUGGAAUUGUAACAGGAGCUGGCAUGCACAUAUCAACGGCAGGGGAAGGUCAGGGAAAGCCCGGAUGA
Molecule: messenger RNA, 339 nt
Organism: Heterobasidion irregulare TC 32-1
Lineage: Eukaryota; Fungi; Basidiomycota; Agaricomycetes; Russulales; Bondarzewiaceae
Exons: 2
Coding region: 1-339 (112 amino acids)
Source: RefSeq, a predicted model, not a curated record